Molecule: messenger RNA, 7428 nt
Organism: Onychomys torridus (southern grasshopper mouse)
Lineage: Eukaryota; Metazoa; Chordata; Mammalia; Rodentia; Cricetidae
Gene: Dlgap1
Product: DLG associated protein 1
Exons: 16
Coding region: 1246-4221 (991 amino acids)
Biological process (GO): signaling
Cellular component (GO): postsynaptic specialization; glutamatergic synapse
Molecular function (GO): molecular adaptor activity
Source: RefSeq, a predicted model, not a curated record
CCACUAGCGGGUGGCCGCCUCUGGGCUCCAGGCUGAGAUGCUGGAGUCCGCUCCCAGGGAGGCGCGGACGUACUUGCCACCGGAGGCUGAGCGGACCAGAGCGCACCCUCCGGGAGCCGCCGGCGCCUCCCCGCGGCCCGGGACGCACGUGCCUGGGCCAGGGCCAAGGCCAGUGGCCACUCCGUAGUAGGCGGGGCGGGUGGGAGCGCCUGGCUUCGGGCCGCGGCCGCCGCCCGCCCGCCCGCCGGCUCCGGUGGUUGGGUGGAGGAAGCGCGGGACUCCUCCUCCCCGCCGUAUUAACAUGCACCCAGGGGCGGGUGACCAGCCCAGCCUCGCCGCCCCUGCCCGCUGCUGCGUCCCGGCGCUCAGCCUCCGCGCCAGAGGCGAGCGUUGCGCUCCGGGCGCCGCAAUCCCGAGGACGCGGCCUCGCAGACACCUUCCGCCGGCGGGGAGCCGUAGGACCGCCGGUGCGAGCGGCCGCAGCCUCCUUGGCGCCCGGCUAGGCUCCUUCCCUUCACCUCGCUGAGAGGCGUCCCCGGGGCCGCGGGGCCACCGCUCUGGCCCUCGCUCCGAGGCUCGUGGGACGGACGGACGGACAGACAGACGGACGCCACCAGCGAGUUCUAGACUGCGGGCAGCGGCAAGGUUAGAUUCUGUCCUCUUCAUGGCAUCAAAAGGCAGAAUCUAGACUUCAAGCUGUGAGCAUUGGAAGUAGCCAAGGAGAAUUAUGAAUGGUCCCUGAAGAGGUGUUUACCAACCCAAGGUUUCUCUGUCUACUCUCUGAAGCCCAACAGAAGGUCUGAGAAAACUGUGAGUGUACAAUUGGGCCACUUCUAGUGAGGACAACACAUACCUUUUCCUGGGACAGUUUCUUCAAAAGACCAGCACACAUCUAGUUUGCUCAGAUAUAACCCCAAAUUAACAGAGUUCUUCUAGAGGGGACUUCAUUAGUCUCACCAAGACUGAGCAGUUGAACAUCACAUAUCAAGAGUGACAUCUGGUUAACAAUAUCAACAACAGCAGCCACCUGAAGCUUGGAUCUCCUGUGCUGGAGGCAGGAAAAAAUGGAAGAAUGAUCAUCAAAGGUUACAUCUGCUCUCGGAACCGCUGAAUGUCGCUUGAGGCCCUGGGUCGGCUUCUGAGAACUCCUGUUGAGUGACAAAGACACUAAGAACAGUCUUUGCCCAAGACGGGUCUGGAACUUAACGGGGUUCCCAUGACCCCUGCAAUUGCUUCCAGUCAGCAAUGAAAGGGUUAUCAGGUAGCCGCAGCCACCACCACGGGAUCACCUGUGAAUCGGCCUGUGACUCAUUGUCACACCACUCAGACCACAAGCCGUACCUGCUAAGCCCCGUGGACCACCACCCUGCGGACCAUCCCUACUACACCCAGCGGAAUUCCUUCCAGGCCGAGUGUGUGGGACCCUUCAGUGACCCGCUGGCCAGCAGCACCUUCCCACGAAGGCACUACACCUCGCAGCAGGAGCUGAAGGAGGAGAGUGCCCUGGUGCCACGCACACUGGCCACCAAGGCGAAUCGCAUCCCCGCCAACCUGCUGGAUCAGUUUGAAAGGCAGCUGCCCCUCAGCCGGGAUGGCUACCACACGCUACAGUACAAGCGCACCGCUGUGGAGCAUCGCAGCGACAGCCCCGGACGCAUCCGGCACCUGGUCCACUCAGUCCAGAAGCUCUUCACCAAAUCGCAUUCCCUGGAGGGGCCAUCCAAAGGCAGCGUCAAUGGGGGCAAAGCCAGCCCCGAUGAGUCGCAAACUGUGAGAUAUGGCAAGCGCAGCAAGAGCAAGGAGAGGCGUUCAGAGUCCAAGGCCAGAUCCAAUGCCUCCAAUGCCUCCCCCACUUCUCCCAGCUGGUGGAGCUCAGAUGACAACCUGGAUGGCGACAUGUGCCUCUACCACACGCCAUCGGGUGUGAUGACCAUGGGCAGGUGCCCUGACCGCUCUGCUUCGCAGUACUUCAUGGAAGCCUACAACACCAUCAGCGAGCAGGCGGUGAAGGCCUCCCGGAGUAACAAUGACAUCAAGUGCUCCACCUGUGCUAACCUGCCAGUCAGUCUGGAUGCCCCUCUUCUGAAGAAGAGUGCCUGGUCCUCCACUCUCACCGUGAGCAGAGCCCGAGAGGUUUACCAGAAAGCCUCGGUGAACAUGGAUCAGGCCAUGGUGAAGUCCGAGGCAUGUCAGCAAGAGCGGUCCUGCCAGUACCUACAGGUUCCCCAAGAUGAAUGGACAGGGUACACACCUCGUGGGAAAGAUGAUGAGAUUCCAUGCCGAAGGAUGCGCAGCGGCAGCUACAUCAAGGCCAUGGGUGAUGAGGACAGCGGGGACUCAGACACCAGUCCCAAGCCUUCUCCCAAGGUGGCUGCAAGAAGAGAAAGCUAUCUCAAGGCUACUCAACCCUCCCUCACAGAGCUCACCACACUCAAGAUCUCCAAUGAACACUCACCCAAACUCCAGAUCCGGAGUCACAGUUACCUGAGGGCAGUAAGUGAAGUCUCCAUCAACAGAAGCCUAGACAGCCUUGACCCUGCAGGCUUGCUCACAUCACCAAAGUUCCGCUCCAGAAACGAGAGCUACAUGCGAGCCAUGAGCACCAUAAGCCAGGUGAGCGAGAUGGAGGUGAACGGACAGUUCGAAUCCGUGUGUGAGUCAGUGUUCAGCGAGCUGGAGUCGCAGGCGGUGGAAGCUCUGGACCUGCCCAUGCCUGGCUGCUUCCGCAUGCGGAGCCACAGCUACGUGCGGGCCAUCGAGAAGGGCUGCUCCCAGGAUGAUGAGUGCGUGUCGCUAAGGUCGUCCUCCCCUCCACGCACCACCACCACGGUGAGGACCAUCCAGAGCAGCACCGGUGUCAUAAAACUGAGUUCUGCUGUUGAAGUGUCAUCUUGCAUUACAACAUAUAAGAAGACACCACCUCCAGUCCCACCCAGAACUACCACGAAACCUUUCAUUUCUAUCACAGCCCAGAGCAGCACAGAGUCUGCGCAGGAUGCCUACAUGGAUGGACAAGGCCAGCGUGGAGACAUGAUCAGCCAGUCUGGCCUCAGCAACUCCACCGAAAGUCUGGACAGUAUGAAGGCUCUGACAGCUGCCAUUGAGGCCGCAAAUGCCCAGAUCCACGGCCCAGCAAGUCAACACAUGGGCAAUAAUGCUGCUGUCACCACCACCACCACAAUAACCACCGUCACCACCGAGGACAGGAAGAAAGAUUUUAAGAAAAACCGAUGCCUGUCUAUUGGGAUACAGGUGGAUGAUGCUGAAGAGCCGGAGAAAACAGGGGAGAAUAAGGCGCCCAGUAAGUUCCAGUCCGUGGGAGUCCAAGUGGAGGAAGAGAAGUGCUUCCGCAGGUUUACUCGAUCUAACAGUGUGACCACGGCAGUGCAGGCUGACCUGGACUUCCAUGAUAAUCUGGAAAAUUCUCUGGAAUCCAUAGAGGACAAUUCAUGUCCUGGCCCGAUGGUCAGACAGUUCUCCCGGGAUGCCAGCACAUCCACCGUCAGCAUCCAGGGUUCAGGAAACCAUUACCAUGCCUGCGCAGCCGACGAUGACUUUGACACGGAUUUUGACCCCUCCAUCCUGCCUCCUCCGGACCCCUGGAUUGACUCUAUCACAGAAGACCCUCUGGAGGCUGUUCAAAGGUCUGUGUACCACCGGGAUGGCCACUGGUUCCUGAAGCUUCUCCAGGCAGAGAGAGACCGCAUGGAAGGCUGGUGCCAGCAGAUGGAGAGAGAAGAGCGGGAAAACAACCUCCCCGAGGACAUUCUAGGGAAAAUCCGAACCGCGGUGGGCAGCGCCCAGCUUCUCAUGGCGCAGAAAUUCUACCAGUUCAGAGAACUGUGUGAAGAGAACCUGAAUCCCAAUGCUCAUCCAAGACCCACUUCCCAGGAUUUGGCGGGGUUUUGGGACAUGCUGCAGUUGUCCAUAGAAAAUAUUAGUAUGAAAUUUGAUGAACUUCAUCAGUUAAAGGCCAAUAAUUGGAAACAGAUGGAUCCUCUUGACAAGAAGGAGCGAAGGGCCCCUCCUCCAGUGCCAAAGAAGCCGGCGAAGGGCCCCGCGCCGCUGAUCCGGGAGCGCUCGCUGGAGAGCUCACAGCGCCAGGAGGCCCGCAAGCGCCUGAUGGCCGCCAAGCGCGCCGCGUCGGUCCGCCAGAACUCGGCCACCGAGAGCGCGGAGAGCAUCGAGAUCUACAUCCCCGAGGCGCAGACCCGGCUCUGAGCGCCGCCCGCCGCCGCCGAGGACCGUCCCGCCGCCCUCCCCUCGGCCUCCUCCCCGUCCCCUCCGUCUCUGAGCUCAGUGACCGCCACCGUCGUCGUGGCCCUAGUUGUCCACCUCGCAGGAGCCGUCCCCAAGCCGCCCCACCCGCUUCCUGGACCACUUUGCCCAUCUUCUCCACCGAGCUUCGCUCCCCUGUCCUGAAGCCUCGUGCAGACAUCCAAACCCUUUCUUUUCUGGGACAAACAAACCCACCUGUGUAGAAAAGACACCUGUAGGUCACUCACCCUCCUCAGUUCUUUCAAGCUAGUGUGUCCCUAGAACUCAGCAAUAUAAAACCAUAGGGUAUUUCAGAAACCCAGUAUCACACAGGGUGAUCCUUUGAGACUUAACCGUCUUCCACGUGAAAGAAAAGAGGGCUCUGAUUCCCUUUAUUUGCCCCCAAACGGUUAUUUUUACAAGCAGACAGAGCGCUUUAUUUCUAAUCUCAGAAAUCACACCAUCUCUCAUCGGAAUCAGUGGUGACCAAGAGAGGGGGACCAAGCUGGCCUGGGGUGGGGGCCUGGGUGUGUAGGAGAGCAGGGCAAAGUGUGCAGGUACCCUGCGUCUGUACCUUCGCAGCUGUACAAACUGCCUCACCGGUACUCCAUCAAUCACAGCUUCCAAUGUUUCAAUCAGCAGAAGAUUGUAAAUUCGCUCUUUCAGGGAAAUUAAUCUAUUCUGAAAGGCAAUAAAAUGAGGAAAGUUAAGGCAAAGGAAACUCCGAUGGUUUAAGAUCCUAUAUAAGGAAUCUAUUUAUUUAUCUUAUUAUUAAGAAAAUUUAGACCUGAAAUGUUUUAUCAACUUUUCUUGUACUCUGUGUAUUAUAAUGUCAUGGCAGUGGUUUUUAAAUGGGGGGAGGGGAGGUUGGCUCUGUUAAUUUAGUGUCCAUUCGGGUGGGCCCACUUAAGAUUACACACACACACACACACACACACACACACACACACGAACACUUCUGCUUCUCAAAGACCGCAAGGCCAUUUCCAGAGAAGAGUUCCAGUUCUCUGCCACCCCUUUGAAUGCUACACAUCUGUCUAGUUUCGCCCAGCACGUCACAUUUCAGGGGUCUCCUCUCCCUCCAAAACAGGGUUCACGUGUCCCCCAGCACAGAAUUUUUGUCCUAUAUCAAAUGAAUGAAAUGAAAGGUUUUCUACCCUAGUUGACAUGCUGCCUCAUCCCAAAGAGCUGUCAUUAUGAUCCUGAAGUUCCAAGUGGAGAGAGAAGUCAUUCGAUCCUCGGGGGCCAAGAGCUAUGCGGAGCGAGGAAAGUGGGCAUCCAUAAACGCCGAUAGAAACCCAGGCGGUUGGUUGGACUCCAGGCUGUCUUUGGCUCUAGUUUGGUCAUGGUCGGUGGGCUGUGUGCGCUGGCAUCCUGCUGAAGUCUUCAAAUGCCCUUACGCGUAGCAGUUUAAACAUUCAGAUUGCGGCAGUCUGAAAGGGUCAGCCAUGUAGUAUGUCAAGCUUGCAACCUAAAGAAUGAGAAAUGUGCCAUCGAAAAAUGAAAGUCUUCUAAAAAAAUGCUUGCACCAGAGAUGCUUAAAACAAAACAAAACAAAAAACAAAUACACUCUCAUAGCCAGGUGCUAAUUUAAUUUUCUUUACAAAAUUAAGAGAAGUGAUGGGUUCUGGCAACCAAUAUUUUCAGACGCAUUCUAAAACCACUAGAGAAUUCGCUACCUCUCAGAGCCGUUGAUGCUCUGAGCUACCUUUAACAACAGGGCACAAAUGUUUACUGCUGUGGUUUACAAGAAAAGGGCUACUAACUUAUUUAAAAAAACAAAACAAAAAACAAAAACCAACUUUUAACUAGGGCAGACAAAGUCAGUGCUUUCACAAACUGGAGCAGAGAUUUUUGAGCUUCAAGUAUUUGCUAGUUUCAAAAAAGACACGCUUUUUCUUUACAAUGGAGCAGCAAUUAAAUGUCAUGUGAUGUGUGCAGGAGUAAGGCCAACUGUCACCUUGGGUAGCCCAUGGUCACAUUCAUCCAAGAAAGACAUGGACUUCACAGGAAGCAGCGUCCAUGCUAACCCCAACUCUCACAGCUACACCUCCAUGCCCUGAGGGAGAGGUCAUUUCUAACAGGAGUCCAGAUUCUCCGACAAUGUUUUCUUUGGAAACUGAUUUAGCCCAGGCUAGUUUAAAGAGGGAUAAGAGAAGGCCUCUGCAUCUUGUCUAAGGGAAUGGCAUUUGUAUAUUCAUAAGCUAUUUUUGGUAAGAAUUUUAAAUCUUUUAGCUGAACGCCUGCAGGGCAUCACAACCUUUGCCUUCCUGAGAAACACAGUUUAAACUGUAUAAACACUUUAUAAAAAACGCUAAUUAUUGGUGUUAGGACAUGACCCCCACACAAUACAGCUUCUUAUCCACUGGAACCCGGAACUAACAUCCGUGAGCAUAACCUUUGUUGCAUUAUUCUUUUUGAUGUAAUUUGUAGAGAUGUUUUUUUAGUUCAUAAUGAACAGUGUAUGUACCCUGAAAAAUUACUUAUUUUGUUUAACUUUGGUAUAAAGGUGUUGGGCAUUUUCUUGGGGUGGGGGAGGGGGGUUACAAAAGAAAUUUGUCUCCCUCAUCAAAAACAAAAACAAAAAAAAGAUACGUUCAAAGAAAUUAAGUAUUAUAUUUUUUGCAGAUGUUUCCAUACAAUUCACAUAACCUUUUUGUAAAGAGAGAUGAAGAAAUGGAUUAAAGAUUUUUAAUAUUUGAAAUGGUAAAUAGAGCUAAUUUAUUUAUAAUAUAUUUCUGUUAUUUAUAGAUGUUCCCUUAAUGUUUUACUGUGCAGUACUUGCUUUAAUUUAAGCCUUAUCCUUGUGAAUUUACCAUUUCUUUUUUAAGAACAUGUCUAGAUGCAUAUUUUAAAUAACUGGAAUGUAAAUCAUUAGCAUAUCUGAAUUCCCUAAUGUAAUUUUUAAAAAUUAUUUUGGUUUGGGGAAAAAACAAAAGAUUCAUUUGAGAAAGCCUUCAGAUGGAGGGGUGGGGAAGAUUUUUAUGGCUUUCUGAAUUGGAAUUUCAUAGGCUUAUUUACCUAGAUUGUGUGUGGACAAAAAAAAAAAAAAAAAAAAAAAAAAAAAAAAAAAAAAAAAAAAAAAAAACCAACCUGUAAAUACAUGAAUGUUUCCCAUAAUGUAAAAAGAAGGAAUUAAUAAAAUAAUCAAUGCACUGCUUUCAGGCUUGU